Messenger RNA from Linnemannia hyalina, 302 nucleotides. NCBI's taxonomy places the organism in Eukaryota, Fungi, Mortierellomycota, Mortierellomycetes, Mortierellales, Mortierellaceae. The record is from the annotation of a GenBank genome assembly.
AUGAACCUGCUUGCGACUAUGUACCACUUCACAUGCCUAUACCUCCGGUCAUCAACUAGCAAAGGCUCGCAGUCAGACCGCUCAGAGGAGCAAAAACAUCACACACAAACGGGCCAGACUCGUAUUGAGUUCGACACGAUCGAGGCCUUGCUGGAUCACGUCACGCUUAACUGGAUGGACCACUUUGUCACCUGCGACGUCAACUCUGUCGAGGGUAUCGCCAUCUUGCGCAAGCGCCCUUUCUUCCUCCUGCUCUCUGUCGAAAGCCCCAUGAUGACACGCUUCCGCCGAUCCGUUGCCAG